UUAAUUGUACCAACGUUAGACCGAAUGCUUACAAAAAGAGGUGGGAGUUGGUGCGUUGUUGUUGUUGUUUUUAAUCAGUUAGUCGCCUGAGAAGAAGCCUUUCAAGCCGCCAUUGUUUAUUUUUAAUCUGCACACCUUCCUUCUUCUGAAUUUUGAAGAGGAAGUAUGCAGAUUCAAUGCAAAGCCGUAACUUUUACAGUUUCUUCGAUUUCUUCAACCCCAAGCUACCAUUCCGAUCUUCGAUUACCUUACCGCCGUGGAAGCCUACACUCCCGAGUUUCAGGAGCUCGAAGUCUCUGGAUUUGAGAAGGUGCAUAAGAAGAAACUGCUCAAGUCCGAAUCAGGAGCUUGUUGUUGGUGGAGUCAAUGGAAACGGGUCGAUUCCGGAGGAGGAGGUGAUUGAGCUUGGAGUAGAGAAUGCAAUUUCUGUGGAAGUAGAAGUAGAAGAAGGAGGGAAGGUAGAUGAUAUAGCGAAUCAGAGUAUUUGGGGACAGAUGAAAGAGAUAGUCAUGUUCACUGGACCUGCUGCUGGGCUCUGGCUAUGUGGUCCCUUGAUGAGUCUCAUUGACACGGCUGUGAUUGGUCAAGGAAGCUCCCUUGAACUCGCUGCUUUAGGUCCUGCAACCGUCGUCUGUGAUUAUUUGUGUUAUACUUUCAUGUUCCUCUCCGUUGCCACUUCAAAUCUUGUUGCCACCUCUCUCGCUCGUCAGGAUAAAGAUGAAGUACAGCAUCAGAUAUCCAUCUUGCUUUUCAUAGGCUUGGCUUGUGGACUCAUGAUGAUGGUCUUCACAAGGCUGUUUGGUUCCUGGGCACUAACUGCUUUUACAGGGGCAAAGAACGCUGAGAUUGUCCCGGCUGCUAAUACUUAUGUUCAGAUUCGUGGUUUAGCAUGGCCAGCUGUUCUCAUUGGAUGGGUUGCUCAAAGUGCAAGUCUUGGUAUGAAAGACUCAUGGGGACCUUUAAAGGCAUUAGCAGUUGCUAGUGCAAUAAACGGCGUUGGUGACAUUGUCUUGUGCACCUUUCUUGGAUACGGUAUAGCAGGUGCAGCAUGGGCGACUAUGGUCUCACAAGUUGUUGCAGCUUAUAUGAUGAUGGACGCAUUGAACAAGAAAGGAUACAGCGCUUUCUCACUCUCUGUUCCUUCUCCAAGUGAACUCUUGAUGAUCUUUGGUCUCGCUGCCCCAGUGUUUAUAACUAUGAUGUCAAAGGUUUUGUUCUAUACGCUCCUUGUCUACUUUGCUACAUCAAUGGGUACAAGCGUCAUAGCUGCUCAUCAGGUUAUGCUUCAGACAUAUACCAUGUGUACGGUCUGGGGAGAGCCUCUCUCUCAAACUGCACAGUCCUUUAUGCCUGAGUUGUUAUUUGGAGUCAAUCGCAAUUUGCCUAAAGCUAGAAUGCUUCUGAAGUCACUGGUUAUCAUCGGCGCUACACUAGGAAUAGUAGUGGGAACCAUUGGCACAGCAAUUCCAUGGCUGUUCCCUAGCAUCUUUACACAUGACAAGGCUGUCACGUUCCAGAUGCACACGGUCAUAAUACCAUAUUUUCUUGCUUUGUUCGCCACUCCGAGUACUCACAGUCUUGAAGGCACAUUGCUGGCUGGACGAGACCUUAGAUAUAUCAGCUUAACAAUGACUGGAUGCUUUGCCGUUGCUGGGCUUGUAGUUAUGCUUCUGAGCAAUGGAGGAUUUGGGUUGAGAGGUUGCUGGUAUGCUCUCGUGGGAUUCCAAUGGGCUCGGUUUUCUCUAGCCCUCAUACGUCUUCUAUCGCGGGACGGUGUGCUUUACUCGGAAGAUACAAGCAGAUAUGCAGAGAAAGUGAAAGCUGCUUAGCUUAGAAAGUCCACCAUGUAACCUCACAAGAAAAAGUAUAAAGGGAAUAGAAAACAGCUUCACUAAUUAUGUUGUUGAUCAAAUGAAACUCUAUUUGAUAUUGUAUUCUUGAUGAACCAAAGAAAAAGGAAAAAUCUGUCAUACAAAGUGGCCAUGCA
This is a messenger RNA of Brassica oleracea var. oleracea, 1987 nucleotides long. Its product is annotated as MATE efflux family protein 4, chloroplastic. NCBI's taxonomy places the organism in Eukaryota, Viridiplantae, Streptophyta, Magnoliopsida, Brassicales, Brassicaceae. The record is from RefSeq and is a predicted model, not a curated record. Gene Ontology annotation, molecular function: xenobiotic transmembrane transporter activity; antiporter activity. Gene Ontology annotation, cellular component: membrane. Gene Ontology annotation, biological process: transmembrane transport.